AUGACCGUCAAAUCCCCAUGGUACCUCCUCCCUCUAUCCAAAGCCAACAUCCUCGUCAGCACAGGCACGUUCCUCUACGUCAUCCUCACUCGUUCAUUCCACGCUGCAUACUUCGGAAUAGGAACUCUCUUGUGCUCUUUAUCCGGUACACCCCCCCCCCCCCCUGCCCUGUCCCUACCAGUAACCGCUAACCCUCACUACGCGCUAGCCAAAGCACUCAAACGUCUCCUCCGCCAUCCUCGACCUCCAGGCUCCCCACGCCCAUUGACAUACGGCAUGCCCUCAACCCACACAAGCGCAAUGGCGUUCCAAUCCCUCUACCUCACACUCUCCUCCCUCUUCCUAUCCUUCACCGCCCUCUCAUUCCUCCCUCUCCCGCUCCUUCCCACUCCUGCCUCCCCACCCGAGUGGCUCCGCCUCGCCCUGCCGGGAUUGUACGUCCCCUAUGCGCUAGCUGUUGCCGCGAGCAGGAUCACAAUGGGACAUCAUACGCUGCCUCAAGUACUGGGAGGCGCACUCUGGGGCGUCGUUUUCGCAGCAGGCUGGUGGGCGCUCUGGCCCUGGGCAAAGGAACUGGGGGAAAAGGUACUCCCUUGGCUGGGAGGGAGGGUCGUUAGCUAGCACGCGGAGCAAGAGGAUGCAUAUGGGGGAAGGGAAGGGGGAGUGGAACAAGCUCUUGGAAGCGUAUGGCGUAUGGGUCGGCGCUCUCCCUGGUGGAUGCGCAUAGACCGAGCUGGAACUCGGAAUUCGAUAUUCUUACUUCUAUCUUUAUCUCUCUAUCGUUAUCUGAUACCUCAAAUC
Molecule: messenger RNA, 801 nt
Organism: Dacryopinax primogenitus
Lineage: Eukaryota; Fungi; Basidiomycota; Dacrymycetes; Dacrymycetales; Dacrymycetaceae
Exons: 2
Coding region: 1-621 (206 amino acids)
Molecular function (GO): sphingosine-1-phosphate phosphatase activity
Source: RefSeq, a predicted model, not a curated record